CUGUAUUUACCUUGAGGAUUACUUUACACACUGUUCACAAAAUUUAACCCAACCAAUUCAAACCUACAGAGAGCCUUGAGAUAAUGUACACACAGCCUGAAGCUGCCAGGAAAUAGUAAUUGUGAGCGAGGCACUAUUGGUGGGAGAACAAAGGGGGGAUAAACUUUCACUUUUAGUUUGCACAAUACACUCAGACACCAGUGAUUCAAUAUGUUAUGUUUCUUCCUAAAGUGGACCUCUCAAGAAGAAAAGAAAGUGUUAGAGGAACUACAAGGCUACGAGAUUAAUCUCUGUUGUUUCCAUAAACUAUUGUAAGAAGUUCAUGGAUCAUUUGCAAGACAUGGUACUGGGUCAGAAUAACUGGAGCGUGAAGUACUAUCGUACUCAGAUCUGUGCCUUAAAAGGCUCAACAGUGGAAAUUCAAUGCACGUACACAACUAGAAGUCACAAUUACUAUGAAAAAAUUUGGUAUACUCAACUGAAUGUUCAAAAACCUGUGGAUCUGACAACGGACGGAGACUACACAAAUCGUGUGAGCAACAGUUGUAUUUCGAAGACCUGCACUCUGACACUCACGAACCUGAAAGAGAGCGAUUCGGCUGUGUACAAGUUCAGUUUAAUGAGAAACGCAGUCUUUCCAAGAUAUUCUAAUGAACGCGGAGUCACUUUGUCUGUCACAGAUCUAAAGGUGAUCCGACAAGCAGAUAGAAUAUAUUCUAGCCACGCAAACAUGAACUGUCUCAGCAGUUGUCCUCUAUCUGUUGAUAUUUCCUACAUCUGGUACCGUAAUGGAGAGAAAAUUUCAAACAGACAAUCAUCUUACUCAGCCUACUCAAAUCUUGAAGACAGCGUUUCCUGUGCAUUAAGGGGAUACGAGGAUUUCCCUUCUCCUCCAGUGUGUUUCGAAGGUCAAUCCUGCAACAGAGUGACUUACAAUAACAGAAGCAUCUGUGCCUUCAAAGGCUCAUCAGUGGACAUUUCUUGUACUUACAACAGCUAUGAAGAAAAUGUUGAAUCAAAAUUCUGGUUCAGUCAUAAACAUAGUCAGGAGCCUGUGGACCUUAGCGAAGACUCCCAGUAUGCAGGCCGUUUUCAAGUCUUUGAAACAGAGGAAGGACGCUCCACUCUGAGAAUCAGUGACCUGAGAGAAACAGAUUCAACCGAAUAUCGCUUCAAAUUCAAAACACGACACUUUGAAUGGAGGAGUAGUUUACCUGGUACCACUCUGACUGUCACAGAUCUAGAUAUUUCGGUGAGGGUGUUUCCCUAUCUAAAUCUCCAGUGUGUUACGACUUGUCAUCAACUCGAUGGUUCUUCCUAUGUCUGGUUCAAAAAUGGACAGAAAGUGGAUGGAGAAAAUUCUUAUUUUUACUCAUACACAUAUGAUUAUAAAAACAGCUAUUCUUGUGCUGUAAAAGGAUUUGAGAAUUCCCCCUCUCUUUCAGUGUGCUUCAAUGGUCAAUCCUGCAACAUAGUGAAUUACAAUCACAGGAGAAUUUGUGCCCUCAAAGGCUCAUCAGUGGACAUUUCUUGUACUUACAACAGCUAUGAAGCUCAAAUUGAAUCAAGAUUCUGGUUCACUGCUGAACAUAGUCAUCAGUGGCAAAAUCCAUCAGAGCCAGAGGACCUUCAUCGAAACGCUCAGUUUUCAGGUCGUGUUCAGGUCCGUGAAUUGCUAGGACGCUCCACUCUGACAAUCAGUGACCUGAGAGAGACCGAUUCGGCCGAGUAUCGCUUCAAGUUCAAAACACGAGGCUUUGAAUGGAGGAGUAGUUUACCUGGCACCACUCUGACUGUCACAGCUCUGCAGGUGCACGUUACCAGAAUAUUAACACGCCGCCAGUUUUAUACCGUGGCAGAGCUGAACUGUCACAGCAUCUGCAUUCCCACCGGUCAAGUUUCCUAUGUCUGGUUCAAGAAUGGAGAGAAAAUUAUAUUUGAAACUUCUUCAUCUUAUACACAUCACUUUAAUCCUGAAGACAACAUCGCCUGUGCUAUGAGAGGUUAUGAGGAUUACCACUCUCCUUUAGUGCAUGCUCCACAGACCUCCUCCGUGUCAGCGAGUCCGUCUGGUGACAUAGUGGAGGGCAGUUCGGUGAAGCUGACCUGUCAAAGUGAUGCUAAUCCAGCAGCUAACUAUAUCUGGUACAAGGACAACCAAAUACUGCUUCAAGGACCAGAAGGCUUUUUUCAUUUCACUUCCAUCAGCUCCGAGGACAAAGGGAUUUACCACUGCAAGGCUGAGAAUCAGUUUGGACAGAUCAAUUCUUCAGACCUAUUCAUAGAUGUCCAGUAUGCUCCAAAAAAUCUCACUGUGUCAGUGAGUCCCUCUAAUGAAGUAAUGGAGGGCAGUACAGUGACUCUGACCUGUAGCAGUGAUUCUAACCCAGCAGCUAAUUAUACCUGGUACAAAGAGAAUGAAGUCCCACCAAAAGCAUCAGGACAGAUCUUCACCAUCACCAACAUCAGACCUGAACACAGUGGGAAUUAUUACUGUAAAGCCCAGAACAGAAGAGGACAUCGUAACUCCAAGUCAAAUCUGACUGUUAUGGCAAGGUCAGUGAAGUCAGCAGUUGCUGGAUCAAUCACUGUUAUUUUUCUGGCUGUCAUAUUCCUCUGUGCCUUCCUGUUGAUUAGAAAAAAGAGGUCCUUGAAACAGAUAUCUGAGCCUAGAGAGAGACCAGACAACAUAGCACAGCUAAAUGUGGGUUCAGAAUAUGAGAACUCUUCAGCAGCAGUACAGAGAGAACCAGCAGCGCAGGAGGAUGAACUUUUCUAUUCCAUCGUAAGAUUCUCAAAAAAUCAGGAAGAUCCUCUGUACUCCAACAUCAGCCUGGCUCAGCCCAGCAAACACUGGAGGGAAGAAGAGGAGGACGAGGAGGGUGUGGAUUACACUAAUGUCGCCGUUAAGAGUGCCAGUGCUACCCCAAGAUUAAGAUGCCAAGAGGCUGCGGAGGAUCCAUCUGCAGUGUACGGCACAGUCAAAAAAAAAGAGCAUCUGAACAAAGUCUGAGCACAGCAUCGGUCUGUAGUCUGUUACUUUAUACUGUAUCCACAGUGACGUAAAAAGACAUGUCUCAGGACUGAGUUGUUCAAUAAUGUAGCAAACCCUAUCACAAAAGGGAACGUCCUUUAGGUAGAUACAUCGUAAUGGCAUCUUUGAACAUGGCUGUCAAUAUUGAAAUGAAUGGUUAAUAUGGUUAAAGAUGUCAUUUGGAGUAAUAUUUUAUUUCUAGCUCUAGCAAACCAUUUCCAAUAUCCUGUCAACUGCAUUUUUCUAUACACAUUAUGUCUUUACAACAGUAUUUCUCUGCUCUGCUCUUUUUUCAGUUUUCUGCUUUUAUUGUCAAUAUAACUCAGUUUCUCAAUUGUUAACUUUAGUGCAUUACCAUUACGAGUUAGUGAGUGUAGUUAGGGUUUUGUUUAAAAGUUUUUGCGAUCGCUACAUAGCCAACGUUAGCAUUAACAGCUGCUUACUUGCCAAGAGCUUCAUCCAUCAAUGCGUUUACAAGAGAAGAGGUUAUAAUAAACCCUCUGGGCAGCGCUGCCUCUUCAUCCUCUGAUGUUGUACUGAGAGCAGACUGGAGGCCACAGUGACCCACUAUCGUAAAGUGCUGUUACGAGACGGGGCGGGCCGGGGCUAGCUGGUCAGCGUGCUAAGUUCAGUAGAAGAAGUGAUAGAAAUAGAAGCAAAACAAGAGUUAACAUUAGCGUUGCUUUUUUUCUAGACUGGUAAGCAGACAGCUUUUAAUGAUGAUGUUAGCGAUGUAGCCAUAUCAAAAACUUACAUAUAGCACCUUUAAGUACACAUCUCAUGACCAAGAUGGAUUUAUUAUUUUUUACUUACUGUGAUUUUGUGUAGUAUUUAAGUCUGUGAGAGUUAUUUCACACUGUUUUCACCCUCUGGCUAUAAUUUGUUAAACUGAAUGGA
Molecule: messenger RNA, 3931 nt
Organism: Xiphias gladius (swordfish)
Lineage: Eukaryota; Metazoa; Chordata; Actinopteri; Istiophoriformes; Xiphiidae
Product: B-cell receptor CD22-like
Exons: 13
Coding region: 323-3013 (896 amino acids)
Source: RefSeq, a predicted model, not a curated record